AUGCGGAAGCUCCAUUCUCUUGGGUUGUUUCUUGGCCUACUUCACCUCUGCAGUCUCCAUGCUAUUGAACUCUUUUCUGAUCUUGGCUUCGUGUCCAGAUGCACGUCUCGACGUUUCGGGAUCCCACGUCCCGGAGUCGCACAGGCGGCUGACAAAACAAGCAGGCGUGUCGUUGCAGACCCGCCGGUUCGAACCCGGCCACCAGCCACCCUUGCAGAAGUCUCGACUCAGAGGGCCGAUUGGACCGAGUGCCUUAUCAAGAACCCAGUAUCUACUGCCGAACAGACUGCAUUGUGCAUUGAGACGUGGGUUUUCCGAACCUUGGACUUUGGGGAUUUCCAGCGUCAUCUGAAGAUACGAGGCUUCGAGAAGGUGGGUGAGACCGCGAGCCUGUCGUGCCGCGAGCGCCGGGUCGAUCCCGAGGUCAGAUGUUCAGAGUGUGUGAGAUUGCUUCGCGGCGGAUAUUAUGGUCACUUGGGAGUUUGCGUACCGGCAUACCCCCCACGUCAAGAUGCGAUCAGCUGCCUGGCCCUGUCACGGACAAUAGACAUGCCGGCCCCUGCUACAGAAGAAGAUGAUAGCGGAGAUUGGGAUGGAGACCAAGGGCGCCAAACUGCUUUUUGCAACAGUGUUAAUGUUCGCUUCGACAAGGUAAGUUCAUGA
This is a messenger RNA of Symbiodinium necroappetens, 663 nucleotides long. The record is from the annotation of a GenBank genome assembly. Lineage: Eukaryota; Dinophyceae; Suessiales; Symbiodiniaceae.